Darwinula stevensoni is the source of this 1879-nucleotide messenger RNA. Lineage: Eukaryota; Metazoa; Arthropoda; Ostracoda; Podocopida; Darwinulidae. The record is from the annotation of a GenBank genome assembly.
AUGCCAUUGACAUUGCCAAAGUCACAAAGGUUUGAAAUGGUUGGCACUCGAGUUUAUGUUGGUGGCCUUGCUUAUGGCACCAGGGAGAGGGACAUUGAAAAGUUUUUCCGUGGCUAUGGGAGAAUACGGGAAGUUUUGCUGAAGAAUGGCUAUGGAUUUGUGGAAUUUGAUGAUCAUCGAGAUGCAGAUGAUGCUGUAUAUGAACUGAAUGGAAGAAGUUUACUUGGUGAAAGGUACGGUCCUCCAACACGCACCGAUUACCGGCUUCGAGUGGAAAACCUCUCAACUAGGAUCAGCUGGCAAGACCUCAAAGACUUUAUGAGGCAAGCUGGGGAGGUGACUUAUGCAGAUGCUCACAAGCAGAAGAGGAAUGAGGGUGUUGUGGAAUUUGCAAAUUAUGGAGACUUGAAGAAUGCCCUCGACAAACUGGACGGUGCAGAUCUGAAUGGUCGAAAGAUCAAGCUGGUCGACGAGAAGAGUCGACGCCGGUCUCGAUCGUCAUCUUCACGAUCCCGAUCCCGCUCACGCUCUCGCUCCCAGUCCAGGUCACGGAGUCGAUCCCGGUCAAGGAGCCGGUCAAGGUCUGCCAGUCGCUCAAAGUCUCCGGAAGCAGACAAGAAGAUGGUAGGCACCAGAGUGUAUGUUGGUGGAUUGCCUUAUGGCACACGGGAGAGAGACAUUGAGAAGUUUUUUCGUGGAUAUGGACGCAUCAGGGAGAUCCUUCUGAAAAAUGGAUAUGGAUUUGCUGAGUUUGAUGACUAUAGAGAUGCUGAUGAUGCUGUUUAUGAGCUGAAUGGAAGAGAACUCCUAGGUGAAAGGUAUGGACCACCCACGAGGACAGAACAUCGUCUGAUUGUGGAGAACCUGUCUAGUCGGGUCAGCUGGCAGGACUUGAAGGAUUUCAUGCGGCAGGCUGGAGAAGUCACGUAUGCUGAUGCGCACAAGCAGAAAAGGAAUGAAGGCGUUGUGGAAUUUGCCACCCACUCUGACAUGAAGAAUGCACUGGAGAAGCUGGACGAUGCCGACUUGAACGGUCGCCGGAUUCGGCUGGUCGAGGACCGAGGGAGGUCCCGCCGCUCUCGCUCGUCCUCGGGCUCUCGAUCUCGCUCCCGAUCCAGGUCGCGGGAUCGGCGCCGUUCUCGCAGUCGCUCUCGCUCCAAGUCUCGUUCCAGGUCAGUCCUGUCCUUGCUCGACGAAUCCAGAUGUCUAGGAGCCGUUCUGCUUCGAAGUCCAAGAGCCGCUCGAAGUCUCGCAGCCGUAGAAUGCCUCGCGAUCCAGAAGCAAGAGCCCCCCCGAGAAGAAGAAGCAGCGCGACGAGCACAACGGCAGGGAAGACAGCCGCUCGAAGAGCCGUUCCCGUUCCCGUUCGCGGUCCCGUUCCCACUCGGGAUCCCGGAGCAAGAGCAGGAGCAGGAGCAGGAGCAGGAGCCCGCCCGACCACAACGACUCGGGGGCGAAGGACGAGUGACGAGGCCGUGUCAUGCCGUGCCAUGCCAUGUCAUGCCAUGUUUCGAACUCUAUCUGGUUACAAUUUUUUUUUUUCUCUUUUGUCUUCUACCGAUGCUUUCUGCCUGGCUGUACAAAUGGUCUCUCGUGUCGUCGUUUCGUUCUCUCGCCUGUCGCGUAUCGUCUGUCGUUGCUCCUCCGCCUCUUUCCUGGUUUCUUGCCAUCGCACCGCGUCCAGAUGAUUUCGUGUUCGAUCCGUGGAAUUCCGUGUGGGUGUCGGGAUGAAAGUAGAAUCGUUUCUCAGGAAGGAGUUCCAGCAUACAGGUAAAUGUGCAUAAUGUAUCGAUCGCCUGGAAAUGUUUUCUUUCCUCGUUGUUUACACUCUGUGAACCUUGUUCUGUCUUGUGAAUAAAGUUCUCAUCAUAGUUUGUGA